This is a messenger RNA of Macroventuria anomochaeta, 584 nucleotides long. RefSeq lists its product as uncharacterized. The coding region runs from base 90 to 536 and encodes 148 amino acids. The transcript has a single exon. NCBI's taxonomy places the organism in Eukaryota, Fungi, Ascomycota, Dothideomycetes, Pleosporales, Didymellaceae. The record is from RefSeq and is a predicted model, not a curated record.
UCUGGGCCAGGGGAUGCAAGGGUGAAAAAGUGACGAGGACGGGAUGGGCCAUUCCAUGAAGAGCGUUGGGGUUGGAUGUUGCGAUUGCGAUGGCAGGUUUGCUCCUUUGUUCCUGCGCGCUUUUCUUGUUUCGCAUCUAUCCUCCUCUUCAAACGUUCUCCCGCUUACACCUAACAACAUGCAAGUCAAAACCCACCGCCUCUACCGAGCAUAAUCCAAAACAUCCUCGUCAUGAGCUCCUCCUCAACACCAUUCCUCACCAUGCCUAUUACCAGCAAGCCCAGCGCCGACACGUUCCAGUCUAUCGCUCCACACCUGAGCCCAGUAGACUGGAUGUGCAUGCUCAUAGUUGCAAUCACGCCAGUGUGAAAACCUCGGUUUGCAACUGUCAAGAUCAGCAACAGGCCUUUCUUGCAAUCCCAGAGUCCGAGAUGGAGCGCCAAGUAGCCAAGAUAGAGGAUUGGUUGCGGCCUGCAAGGGAGGAACUUUGGCGUGGUCGGGAUAGGGAGAGUGAUGGUAUGACUUCUAUACCGUAGAUGAAAGGCCGUGAAGUAGGACAGUGUACUUAGUAGAUGUACAACAUG